Messenger RNA from Athene cunicularia (burrowing owl), 3984 nucleotides. It is a transcript of the gene FADS6, whose product is annotated as fatty acid desaturase 6. Gene Ontology annotation, biological process: lipid metabolic process. Bases 410 to 1606 code for a protein of 398 amino acids. Gene Ontology annotation, cellular component: membrane. The transcript is spliced from 7 exons. Gene Ontology annotation, molecular function: oxidoreductase activity, acting on paired donors, with oxidation of a pair of donors resulting in the reduction of molecular oxygen to two molecules of water. NCBI's taxonomy places the organism in Eukaryota, Metazoa, Chordata, Aves, Strigiformes, Strigidae. The record is from RefSeq and is a predicted model, not a curated record.
GGACAGGCAAUGUUUGCUCCUGCUCCCCGGCAGAAGCGAAACCCUAUCCCCGUCCUCGGUGCUCCGCUUGGGUUUCUUGGGGCUAUUUCUGGCUCUCCGUUCCUUCGUCUCCAGCAUUUCCACUGCCUCUCUCCAUCAUUUUUUCCACUCCUUCCCUCCUCCGCCGCCCUUGCCUCCCGGUGCCCUCGGCCCAGUGUCCUCCCCAUGGCCCUGCCGCAACGGCUGCUCCCCGAAAUGGGCCGCCAGGGCGGAUUAUUACCAUUGCUAAUCUGCAUUUGCCCUCCUCCCUGCCCUCCCCUGCUCCUCCCUUCUCCAAAUCGCUGCUGUACAGCACCGGUGUGCGGUGCUGCACGGGCUGGCCGGGGCGGACAACGCCGGGAGAGCCACCGUGCCCGGGCUGGCCAGGGAGAUGCCGCUGGAGGAUGGGGACCCGGUGAGGCAGAGGGGACAGCGGGUCAACGAUGAAGUCGGCAGAGCCGGGGACCCCCUGCUCCAGGGCACACCAGCACCUGACAGCAGCAGGAUGGAGGCGAUGGCAGAGGACAGGGAGCCGGGGCCAGCGCUGGGUGACGGGGAUGUGAUGCCCGGGGGGACCCCACAGCGAGCAGGGCGGCACGAGGAAGCCCUGAUGGCCGAGCUCUCGGAGCUGGUGCAGAAGGUGGUGAAGAGCAGCAGCUGGUGGGAGCGGCACGGCGUGGACAUCAGCAUCCUUGCCUGCAGCUUCCUCCUGCUCCCAGCAGGGUUCCUGUGCCUGCGGUCAGCCCAGGCCACCCCUUUCCUGGCGGGUGUCCUCACCCUCGGCGUGGUGCAUCACACCUUGACUGUGAAGGGCAGCCACUUGGCCAGCCACAACGCCUUGACCGAGUCCAAAUCCUGGGGCAAAGUGUGGGCCAUCUUCUUCAUUGAGCUCUGCUCAGCUUUCACGGUUGAGCAAGCCACAUACAACCAUGUGAAAAUCCACCAUGGCUACACCAAUGUCAUCGGCCUGGGGGACUCCAGCACCUGGAAGCUUCCUUUCCUGAACCGCUACGUCUACAUGUUCAUCGCGCCUCUUGCAGUGCCCAUCAUGACCCCUCUGGUUGCACUUGAUUUGUUGAGGAACGUGGAGUGGAAAGCAGCUCUCCGGACCCUCUGCUGCAUGUUUCUGGGUCUCUACUGCCAUUACUGGGUGCUGCUCCACGUCUCGGGCUUCCAGUCACCGUGGUCCGCCCUGCUCUGCAUGCUGCUCACCCGGUCCCUCCUGGCCCACCCCUACAUCCAUGUCAACAUAUUCCAGCACAUCGGCCUCCCCAUGUUUGCGGCUGAUCGGAAGCCCAAGCGGAUCCAUCUCAUGAGCCUGGGUGUCCUCAACCUGCCCCGCAACGCCCUGCUCGACUGGUCCUUCGGCCACUCGCUCAUCAGCUGCCACGUGGAGCAUCACCUCUUCCCCAGCCUCUCUGACAACAUGUGCCUCAAGAUCAAACCCAUCGUCUCCCAGUAUCUGAAGCAGAAGAAACUGCCAUACAACGAAGACACCUACAUCUCCCGGCUCCAGCUCUUCCUGCAGAGAUACGAGGAGCUGAUGGUCCACGCUCCCCCCAUAACGGAGCUGGUGGGCAUCCAGUGAGGAUGGGGCCCCAGGGCUCGGGGGACUGUUUCCUGUGGGGCACUUGUGGCAGGGAUGGUUUUAUCAGGAUCAGGGCUACACAGACAAACUCUCCAUAAAGCCAUCACGUAGGAAACAUCUCUCCCUGAUGUCUUGCUUUUGGCUAGAUAAUGAUACACAGAGCCACUGCAGGAGGAGAGCUGGGCGGUGCAACGCCAGGGACAGGAAAAGAGGGGGUGUCCCCCAGUUAUUCCCAGCCAGGGCUUAGUUUUAUCCACUCUGCUUUCACGCUUAGGGAGAGAAAACCCCCAUCUGCUGGCUGGGGCCUCCCUGCAGCAGGACCUGGGGGGCUGCAGCUGGGGAUGCGGCACCGUGACUGGAGCUUCUGGAGCUGGUUUCUGGCUGAGAGCUGCCAAGAUCCAUAGGAAGGGGCUGAAAAUGUGUGGUCGGGGGCUCAGCGAAAGGGUGGAUUGUGGGGAGGGGGUUGUGUCACCGCUGCCUGCACUUUGCUUGACUUUUGGGGUAAAUCAGUCCCUUGUAGGAAUAAUGAUUUGGCAAAUUCAGCCUUAACAUGUUGAAGUGCAUCUUCUUUAUUACUGGGUUUUGUUGCCAGAGCAAAUCCUACUGGUAUCCUGCAGUGCCCAAGGCAGGGCUGGGGGAAAGACCCUCUCCCCUUGUGGGGUAUCGGUAUUGGGGUGCCAGAGGUGACCCCAGAUAUUGUAAUUGCUAUUGCGAGUUUAGUGGGAGAAUCACCUGCUGGAGGCUCUGGCCGCUCUCCAGAGCUUGGGAGACUUUUCCUGCUUAGGGAGGGUGAACUCGGCCCACUGAGCCGCUGCCAGUGGGUGGAAUGCUCAUGUGGCCAGUUCCAGCCCCCUCUGGGAUGACGUCCCUGGCUUUCCCAGGGCAUUCUGCUGUCCCAAACCUUCCAGACCUAUGACAAAGUCCAAGCAUGGUGUCACAGUGGGGAGCUGGCAGCAGAAAAGACAACUGGCCCAAGUGGGACCAACACAGAAGUCAGUGCUGGCCCUGAGCUUUGGGAGGCUUUGCUCUGAGCCUGGGGUUUUGCUCCCUGAUUCAUGCUGUCCCCCCAACCAGGGCUGGACCCCCUCAGCCUCACAACUGGGAUUUACAGAGCUCCACAUUGCAAAUGUGUCCCGAGGCACAGGGAUGCUCUGCUCUGGUCCUGGCCCGUGGCAGAGUGACGGCUGCAGGAGGCAGCCCAUGGUGUUUGUCCUCCCGUGUUCUCCUUCACCAAUUGCAGGGACAUCCACUGUGGAAGGGUCCCCCUGUGGCCACUGUGACAUGGGCUGGAGCCGGAAUGGCCACGGCAUGUCCUCAUGUAGCAGAUCCAGACUUGGAGGUGGGGAAAGUUGGGCCUGGAUCCAUCCAGUGUGACCCCUUUGGCACCAGAAACAGGGAAUUACUGAUUUAUCCUGGGCUGGGGGCCAGGGGAUGCUGAUGCCCUGGGCUGGUGGCAUUGCUGAGUCACCUCUAACUGACCCCAUGCAGGUUUAUCAAUCCAGAACAUUGUGAAACAUCCAAAGGGCAAAUUCUCGCCCUUUCAUCAUGGGUUAUGUCGGGUCUAUAGGUGGGGAGGAAGCUGUGGGAGGUGGCUGGACCAAAUGGCCUGAGUGCUCCUGGGGGUCACCCAGGGCUGGAGGGUGGCAGAGACCCUCCCCAGAGGUGCACUCCUUCCCUCAUGAUUAAUUUCUUAAUUGAGUAUCAGAGUUAAAUUAUGCUAAAUGUGCCAAAUUAGUGGCGCUCCUGGCUCCAGCAAGGAGGGGACUGAGCACGUAUUAGCGGUGCUUUUGGUUCAGCUGGGGUAAUCUGAGCCUCACGUGUCCCCGUUUGUGGGCACAAAAUGCUCUUUCUCCUCCCCUCUUGCAAAGAGAUCAAUCCCAAAAUGUUUCUAAGCACUGGUGGGAGCAACAGCCCUGUCCUCAGCCGAAUUUCAUGGAUAUUGUUUAACGCAGUGCCAUCUAAAGGCAAGUGUUCACAGGUCCUUCAGCCAGCGGGACAUUACUUGUGAUUUGGGAAAUAUAUGGUUUAUUCCCUGUCAGAAGUGGCAGAUGUAGUAGAGGUUAAUGGGGAAAAGGGAGAUUUCUGACUUGUGCUCAGAACCCCCCAAAUUUCUGCCUCAAGUGAUGGCCCAGAUUUAAACUCAAUGCUUUUUUUUUGUGGAUGAUAUUAAUGCUGAUAUUUGGAACUGUGCCUCCAGCCUCGCCUCUCUGAGCAAUGAGUUGGUAAUGGCUGUGUUGAGCUAAGGCUGGAGGCUCUGAGCACAGGCACUGAAGCUGUCGGAAAUCCUGGUCCUUGUUGCAAACACCCUGAAGGAGUGGAUGCAGACGGAAGCAUAUGGCCAGCUGCCAUGCUCAGCAUGCCUUUGCAGAAAGCCAUGA